Molecule: messenger RNA, 2535 nt
Organism: Aegilops tauschii subsp. strangulata
Lineage: Eukaryota; Viridiplantae; Streptophyta; Magnoliopsida; Poales; Poaceae
Source: RefSeq, a predicted model, not a curated record
AUGAAUGCAUAUAGGGAGGAACUCAAGGUGAUCGGGGUAAGAUUUGAAUUUGGGGAGGCAUCAGCUUACAUCGGCAGACGGCUCAUGUCUUUGGCUGCAAGCAAUAUGCUGACCAGACAACAUGUAUAUGAGUUGCUUCGGCUGAUUCGGUUUCUUCAACAGAAGGUUCUGUCACCAAGUGAACUAGUCAACAGCGUGAAAGAUGGACGAUGGAUGAAGAGUAUUCUGGGCUACAUGUCUCCUUCUUGCUGUAUCAUAUAUGAUUCAGACUGGACAGUUGCAUCUUGUAUCAGUACCCAGCCAUUCCUUGAUGUUGGAUUCUAUGGCGAGUCCAUCCUUGACUACAAACAAGAGCUGAAGUUGCUUGGUGUUCAAGUUGGGUUUGAAAACAGUGAAAAGACUUACAAGCUUAUAAUUGAUAAUUUCAAGUUCAGUUCUUCAUCUAUCACUUCUGAUGCUACUGCACUAAUCCUCAAGUGUAUCCGGUAUGCUAGCCCAUGUGAUGAUUUCUUGAGGAAGCUCAGAGAUUUGAAAUGGUUGAAGACCAAUGUGGGAUUCCGUGCUCCUAGUGAAUCUUUUAUUCUAGAUCCAGAAUGGGAGUGCCUGGUAAAGGUGUUCAACGGAGUUCCUGUAGUUGAUUCUGGAUUUUAUGGUAGUAAGAUCAGCCCGUACAAAGAAGAGUUGAAGAAGACAGGGUUGAUUGCAGGAUUUGACCAGGCAUCGAAGGCUAUAGCAAAUAUUUUCAAGCAGAUGGUCCUGAAGUCAUCGCUUACAAAGGCAAGUGUCCUGGCUCUUCUAGCUUGUUAUCGGAAGCUAAGAACACACCACCCAAUUCCUGUUGAUCUUUUCAACUGCAUGCGGAGUGAGAAAUGGCUGUGCACAUCACUGGGAUUCAGGUUACCGUCGGAGGCAAUCUUAUUUGAUGAAGGUUGGCAGUCUCUGUCGCCAAUAGCAAGCUUACCCUUCAUCAAUGAUGCUGACUCUAAUGGUGGUUCAGGCAAAGAGAUGCCUGGUUACAAAGCUGAGCUGAAAGAUUUAGGUGUCACAACAGAAGUGAAAGCUCAUGGUGCUAGGCCUACCGUCACUGGUCUCAAUAUUUGUGAUAACCCUGUAGACAUUCCUGCAGCUAGGUUUGUCAUCAAUGGUCUCAACAUUCCUGCAGACCCUGCAGCCAUAUCUGCCGCUACCGUGCUGUCAUUGCUUGGGUGUGUCAAGAGCUGGCUGGCCUGUGCAGCAACAUUUCCCAAGGAAUUUAUGGAGGAAAUCACUAGCUGCAAGUGGUUGAAGAGAACAUUUGGAUACCAAUCUCCUGAUGGAUGCAUACUCUUUGAUCCAAAGCAGUCUUCCAUGUGCGUAAUAGAUGGCCCUUUCAUCGAUGAAUCUUUCUAUGGUUCAGACAUCGCCUCAUUCAAGGGUGCACUUGCGGCAAUCAAAACUGCUACCAUUUCCAGGAUCUACUUGUACCUCAAGGAGUGCAGCUGGGGGCCUAAGAAGAACAAAGAGGGUAGUGAAUGGAUCCGGAUACCAAAUGAAAAAGGAGGUGGAGAAUGGGUGAGCCCGCUGAGCUGUGUUCUUCAUGAUCAGAACAACCUCUUCAGCCAGCAACUGCAUGUCCUAGACAGAUACUAUGAUGACAGGAAGCUGCUGGACUUCUUCUCAUCAGUUUUCGGCGUGAGGCAUGACCCUGGUGCCGAAGACCAUUGCAAGCUCUGGAGCGCAUGGGAGAGCUCCGGCGGUGAGAUAUCUGUAACCAAUUGCUCUGCUUUCUGGCAGUUCAUUGCAAGGAACUGGAGCAAGAGCAUGGAGAAGCUUAUCUCUAGUUGUGUCAAGGUCCCGGUUUGUACUGAUGGGAAGAUCAUUUUAUCGCGGAAGGAGGAUGUGUUUAUUCCUGACGAUCUGCUGCUUAAGGCAAGGCUCAACAACGUGUAUGGCAGCAUCGGUGUUCAGGCAGUAUCCAAAGCCGCCGAGAAGAGCGAUUCUUUUGUCGUCUUAGGCCAGGAUGGCAGUUGCAAAACGGCUGCUGGCCAGCGUGAGGUGAUCAGUGUUGGUCUGCUCCAGAUAGUCCUUGCUUUCCUUGCUGAUCCAGCUCUUGACAUUGCUUCCAAAGAACGGCACACUAUGGUCUCUUGCCUGCUGAAUGUGAGCGUCCUGGAGACCAAGGAGCCGAUCACGGUGGGGUACCGCGUGAAGCUGUCUUCCGGAGAGGCUGUGGACGUGGAGGCCAGCCGGAUGAUCAGGUGGGAGAGGGAGAACUCGAAGCUGUACGUGCAGCGAGGCGAUGGUGCUGGUGCUGCAGCUGGUUACAAAGAGAAGAUUGAGUUUGCGAUGAACUUUGCUGACGAGAUAGCCCGAGGGCUGCUGUUUGAGACGCCAGACCGCAUCCCUUCGCUUGCUGAACUCGUGAAGGUCGGCAGCCUGGUGGACUUCCAGGACGAUGCUGUGAAGUACCUGCUGAAGUCGAAGAAUCUGCAGCUGUUCCCUGAAGACGAGGCGUUCCUGAACGCUGCAUCACUAGGUGGCAGCAAGAAGCAUUAG